AUAAAACCAGCAGCGGAAACUCUGCUUCGAUACCCAUCUACUUCUUGCUCUCUCUUCUUCGUUCUCGAUCGCUUAUCACCAUUUGCGCAGUCAUGGCACCCAUCAAAGUCCACGGAAUCGCUCUCUCAACAGCAACACAGCGGGUUCUAGCUACCCUUUACGAGAAAGAGCUUGAAUUUGAGCUUGUUCCUGUAGACAUGAAAGCUGGUGAACAUAAAAAAGAACCUUUCCUGUCCCUCAAUCCGUUCGGUCAAAUUCCAGCUUUUGAAGAUGGAGAUUUGAAGCUCUUUGAAUCCAGGGCAAUUACUAAGUACAUCGCCCACCAGUAUGCCGACAAGGGGACCGAUCUGGCAUGCGGAGACACUAAGCAGAAAGCAACCAUAGGGGUGGCGAUUGAGGUGGAGGCGCACCAAUUCGACCCGCCAGCUUCAAAGCUUACCUGGGAGUUGGCAUUAAAGCCAGUUUUUGGGAUGGUUACGGACAAGGCAGUUGUGGAGGAGAACGAAGAUAAGCUGGCUAAGGUCCUUGAUAUCUAUGAGGGUCGGCUGGCUCACUCAAAAUACUUGACAUGUGACUGCUUCACCUUGGCAGAUCUUCACCACCUGCCUGUCGUACAAUAUUUGUUGGGCACAGAAGCCAAAAAGCUCUUUGAAUCACGCCCACAUGUCAGUGCCUGGGUAGCUGAUAUCACAGCAAGGCCAGCUUGGUGCAAGGUUCUUGCCCUGCAGAAGCACUAAGGAGUAGUAGCCGCUGCCAGCCGGCUUCUCUAUGGUCAUUUGCGUUCAAUAAGCAUGAGUUUUUUUUUUUCCUAAUCAAAAAAAAAAAAGAAAAAAGAAAAAAGAAAUAAGCAUGAGUUUUAUUCUCAUCUAGUUUGAGUCCUAGUGUUAUAGUAUCCUGAGUCCAGUGAGAGGCUAGGUCUGAGAUUUUACGGUUUCUUUAAUGAGUUGUCUUGCCUUCAAUCUUCGAGUUGAAGGCAUCAAGUUUAUGAACUAUUCCAUAAUUCUAAAUGAUUACUGAUCUACUUGGAAA
Alnus glutinosa is the source of this 1029-nucleotide messenger RNA. Its product is annotated as glutathione S-transferase-like. Bases 93 to 737 code for a protein of 214 amino acids. The record is from RefSeq and is a predicted model, not a curated record. Lineage: Eukaryota; Viridiplantae; Streptophyta; Magnoliopsida; Fagales; Betulaceae. Gene Ontology annotation, molecular function: glutathione transferase activity; glutathione binding. Gene Ontology annotation, cellular component: cytoplasm. The transcript is spliced from 3 exons.